This is a messenger RNA of Felis catus (domestic cat), 3645 nucleotides long. It is a transcript of the gene SLC16A9, whose product is annotated as solute carrier family 16 member 9. The record is from RefSeq and is a predicted model, not a curated record. Gene Ontology annotation, molecular function: monocarboxylic acid transmembrane transporter activity. Gene Ontology annotation, biological process: transmembrane transport; monocarboxylic acid transport. Lineage: Eukaryota; Metazoa; Chordata; Mammalia; Carnivora; Felidae. The transcript is spliced from 6 exons. Bases 171 to 1703 code for a protein of 510 amino acids.
AUACAGCCCGGCGGGCCCCGAGGAGCAGGGGAGAGCUGCGGCCGCGGUCCUCCCCGCACCACCCGCCCGGCUUUGCCCGGGGCACUGCGCCCGGUGCUGCGCCCCGGAGCCCCCAGCCGAGGCCGCUACCCAGGCCCGACAGAGGAACACCUCCUUGAUCUCACCUUACAAUGGAAUUUAAAAAGUCACCUGAUGGUGGAUGGGGCUGGGUGAUCGUGCUUGUCUCCUUUUUCACUCAGUUUUUGUGUUACGGAUCACCGUUGGCUGUUGGAGUCUUGUACAUAGAAUGGCUGGAUGCCUUUGGUGAAGGAAAAGGAAAAACAGCCUGGGUCGGAUCCCUUGCAAGUGGAGUUGGCUUGCUUGCAAGUCCUGUCUGCAGCCUCUGUGUCUCCUCUUUUGGAGCAAGACCUGUGACAAUCUUCAGUGGCUUCAUGGUAGCUGGAGGCCUGAUGUUGAGCAGUUUUGCCCCCAAUAUCUACUUUCUGUUUUUUUCCUAUGGCAUUGUUGUAGGACUCGGAUGUGGUUUAUUAUAUACUGCAACAGUGACCAUUACGUGCCAGUAUUUUGACAGUCACCGAGGCCUUGCUCUUGGCCUAAUUUCAACAGGUUCAAGUGUUGGACUUUUUAUAUAUGCUGCUCUGCAGAGGUUGCUGAUUGAGUUCUAUGGGCUGGAUGGAUGCCUGCUGAUUGUGGGCGCCUUAGCUUUAAAUAUAUUAGCCUGUGGCAGCCUGAUGAGACCCCUCCAGCCCUCUGAUUGCCCUUUGCCUGAAAAAACAGCUCUGGAAAGUGCACCAGAUAGAUACUCCAUUUACAGUGAAAAAGAGAAGGACCUGGAAGAAAACACGAACAUUCUUGGAAAGAGCUACAGUGCUGAGGAAACAUGCAAGAGCACCUUUGGCAGUGGUGGCCGGAAACAGGAGAGCCUACUUCAUAAAAGCCCAACAACAAUGGCACAUUCAAAAGAGACUGAAACGUACAAAAAGAAAGUUGCAGAACAGACAUAUUUUUGCAAACAGCUUGCCAAGAGGAAGUGGCAAUUAUACAAAAACUACUGUGGAGAGACUGUGGCUCUUUUUAAAAACAAAGUAUUUUUAGCACUUUUCAUUGCUAUCUUUCUUUUUGACAUUGGAGGAUUUCCACCUUCAUUACUUAUGGAAGAUGUGGCAAGAAGUUCAAAUGUGAAAGAAGAAGAGCUCAUUAUGCCUCUUAUUUCCAUUAUUGGCAUUAUGACAGCAGUUGGUAAACUCCUUCUAGGGAUACUGGCUGACUUCAAGUGGAUUAAUACCUUAUAUCUUUACGUAGCUACCUUAAUAAUCAUGGGCCUGGCCUUGUGUGCAAUUCCAUUUGCCAAAAGUUAUGUCACAUUGGCAAUACUUUCUGGGAUUCUAGGGUUUCUUACUGGUAACUGGUCCAUCUUCCCAUAUGUGACCACGAAGACUGUGGGAAUUGAAAAAUUGGCCCAUGCCUAUGGGAUAUUAAUGUUCUUUGCUGGACUUGGGAAUAGCCUUGGACCACCAAUUGUUGGUUGGUUUUAUGACUGGACGCAGACCUAUGACAUUGCGUUUUAUUUCAGUGGCUUCUGUGUCCUGCUGGGAGGUUUUAUCUUGCUUCUGGCCGCCUUACCCUCCUGGCAUACAUGCAGCAGGCUGCUGCCCAAGCCAGCUCCAACAACCUUUCUGUACAAAGUUACCUCUAAUGUUUAGAGGAUACUGGAAGGAACUACAGACUGUUUUCUCAUAGCGAAAUUUCACUGUGGCUGACUCUGAAUGAAUUUUUUGUUUGUUACAAAUCCUAUUCUCUUUGUACUGUAUAUGUAGCUUCUAUCGCCUGUAUUUACCACCCCUCCUCUUUUUCUUUUUGCAAGAAGUGGGACUAUUCUGUUUUACCCUUAUUCGUGAGUUCCUGGCAUUGUAAACAUUUUGGCCAGCCUCGAAAGGCUUUCUCUGUGUAAAGAAAUAUAAUUUCUCUGUAGGAUCCAUUAGUUCCACUGAAAGGCACCCAGAGGGAGCUCUUCUAUUUUAAACCUGAUGUAGGCAGCAUGAUGAGAUAUAUGUGAAGGCCACCAGGGGCGAAAUCACUCUCUUCUCUAUGUUAGACUAGCUAGUAUGUUGAAGACUUCAGGCCAGUCAGGAGAUGAAAGUGGUUACUAAAAUGGUGUUAAGAAUUGCAGUGGAGCAAGCUGAUCUUUUUUUUUUUCCUCAAAGAUAUUUUAAAUUACAGUCACUGGUUUUCACUAUUUGAUUUUAUUUACCUUGAGGCAGCACCCCAUAUUUGGUAUCCACUGCGCUUAAAUCGUUUCAAUUCCUAAGGUGUUUGCCUAGAGGCAGGCAGUCUCCAAACUGGAGCACUCACCACAGACUUGCUUCAUGGUUGGCUGCCAAAAGCACACUCACUCUUCUCUGUCAGCAUACACUCAGCUGAUGUUUCCCAGGAAGUGCUGAUUUUACCAGUUUCCAAAUUGGAAAUGCGUAAACCAUUCCGUUCUGGCAAAUGGGAAACAUCCAUUUGCAUUGGGCACAGUGGGGAUGAAUUGCAAGUCCCUGCGUGUCUUCUUGAUGAAGCAUUUAUUUGUUACUAUGAGAUUUUACCACUAUCAGAUUUUAAUUCAAGGGCAGAACUAAAAUGUGUGUGUGUGUGCGCGCGUGCGUGCGUGCGUGUGUGUGUGAUGAACUCUGAGUCUGUGUGGGACAUGGGAAGACAAAAAAGCAAUAAGAAAUCGAUACCCUGAUCCAACUGUAUUCAAUCUUAAGAAAAAUGUUUUGAAAGAAAAUCACUGUUUAAUAAAUGGGCAUCUUUCUGAAGAAAUAUUUUUUGAAUUUUGCUGUGUGUCAGAAUCCUCUAGAUCCUUUUAAAAAUAUGGUUGCCUGAGUACUACUCUUAGAGAUUUUAAUUCUGUAGGUUUGGCUAUGGGCCAAGCAUCUGUAUUUUUAGCGAACUCUUCAAGGAAUUCUGACGACACAGCCAGGUCGAAAAUGAGGGUUACAAGACUGGCAACAGAAAACAUUCAUUCUCUUAAACAAAAAAACAGUAAACCAUUGAGGUGAGGGGUUUUUAUAAAUAGCCAACUGUGGUUCUUUGAAUAGGAUGCACUCUUCCUAUUGUGCCAAAAUUGUCUCUUCAUUUCUUUUGAAAUAUAUGAUUUUAUACUUGUAUGUUGCCUUUCUUCAAAGGCGCCUGAAGCACUUUAUAAGCAUGAAGCCCCACAACACCUCAGUGAGGUCCGUAAAUAGAUCUUUUGUAUGCAAUAAACCUGGAGUGUGGGGGAAUUUCAUAACUGAGUUAAUCCUACUUAAUAAUGCAAUAAUGGGGCUUCAAAGUGCCUUGGAUUUCUCCAUACUCAGACUUCUGGAAAGUUUUCUGUACCUCAUUCUUCAGUCACUGUCAAGGUUAAUAAAUAUAAGAAGUGACAUUUUAAAAAGUUAAACUAAGUGUUUUUAUGUUGAAAGUUCCUUUUUGCCAACAUUAUAUUCAGGAAGUCCAAUAACCUGAAAAAGUAACUUUCCUGACAUCCCCAUGUUCAUCAACGUUGGUAAUUGUCCAAAUGCAUCUUCACCAUGUCUACUAAUACCAUCCAGUGUGUGCAUUUUCAAUUGUCUAGGGAAUGAAUUUUAAGUUGCAAUAAAAUAUUUUUUUGUUUGUUUUGCA